This is a messenger RNA of Magnusiomyces paraingens, 1683 nucleotides long. RefSeq lists its product as uncharacterized. NCBI's taxonomy places the organism in Eukaryota, Fungi, Ascomycota, Dipodascomycetes, Dipodascales, Dipodascaceae. The coding region runs from base 1 to 1683 and encodes 560 amino acids. Gene Ontology annotation, molecular function: RNA binding; aspartate-tRNA ligase activity; ATP binding. The record is from RefSeq and is a predicted model, not a curated record. Gene Ontology annotation, biological process: aspartyl-tRNA aminoacylation. The transcript has 2 exons. Gene Ontology annotation, cellular component: cytosol; aminoacyl-tRNA synthetase multienzyme complex; cytoplasm.
AUGUCUGAAGAAAUCACCAAGAAGACUGAGGAGCUCAAGAUUUCCGAGGCUCCUGCUGCAGCUGCUGCAGCCCCCGCUGAGGGCGUUAUUUUGGACGCCGAUGGCAACCCUCUUUCCAAGAAGGCUCUUAAAAAGCUUGAGGCCGCCCGCUUGAAGGAGCAGAAGAAGGCUGAGAAGGCUGCCCAGCUUGCUGCUGAAAAGGCCGCUCGUGAAGCUGCCGAGCCCGAUUACGGUACUGAGAACUAUGGUAAGCUGCCAUUGAUCCAGAGCACCACCAAGUCUGGAAUUGAGCGUGUUCAGAUCAGCACUUUGAGUAAGGCCAAUGCCGGACAAGAGGUUGUUUUCCGUGCUCGCGUGCACAAUUCGCGCCAGCAGGGCAACAAGAUGAACUUCAUUACAUUCCGUCAGCAAAACGCCUUAAUCCAGGGUCUUGUUGCUGCUAAUGCUGACUCCAUUUCCAAGAAGAUGGUCAAGUGGUCUGCUUCCAUUUCCCUUGAAAGCAUUGUUCUUGUUCAUGGUAUUGUUGGUGCUUCUCCUGAGGAAAUUACUUCGUGCACUGUUAAAGAUGCUGAGAUCCAGAUCACCAAGCUUUACACUAUUUCUGAGGCUCCUGCCCAGCUCCCCAUUCUUAUUGAGGAUGCUUCGCGUUCUGAGCAGGAGGCCGAGAAGGCUGGAUUGCCUGUUGUGAACCUUGACACUAGACUUGACUAUCGUGUGAUUGAUCUGAGAACUGUCACAAACCAGGCUAUUUUCAAGAUCCAAUCUGGUGUGUGCGCUUUGUUCCGCGAGUACUUGUCUAGCAAGGGCUUUGUUGAGAUCCACACCCCCAAGUUGAUGGGAUCUGCUUCUGAGAGUGGAGCCAGUGUUUUCCGCGUUGACUACUUCAAGGGUAAUGCUUUCCUUGCUCAGUCUCCUCAAUUGGCCAAACAAAUGCUGAUUGCUGCUGAUUUUGAGCGCGUUUUCGAGAUUGCUCCUGUUUUCCGUGCUGAGAACUCGCAGGGUCCCAGACAUAUGACUGAGUUUACCGGUCUUGAUUUGGAAAUGGCUAUUGAGGAGCACUACGACGAAGUCAUUGAUGUUCUUGCUGAGCUGUUUUCAUUCAUCUUUAAUGGUCUUAAGACACGCUUUGCUGAGGAGAUUGCAAUUGUCCGUAAGCAGUACCCUGUUGAGGAGUUUAAGGUUCCCAAGGACGGCAAGAUGGUGCGCAUUCCUUUUAAGGAGGGUAUCCAGAUGCUUCGUGAUGCUGGUGAGGAGGUGAAUGAUUUUGAGGAUCUGAGCACUGCCCACGAGAAGCUUCUUGGUAAGCUUGUUCUUGACAAGUACGACACUGACUUUUACAUUCUCGACAAGUUCCCUCUGGCUGUUCGUCCCUUCUACACUAUGCCUGAUGCCACUGACUCGCAGUACUCUAACUCAUACGACUUUUUCAUGCGCGGAGAGGAGAUUCUGUCAGGUGCACAGAGAAUACACGACCCUGAACUGCUCCGCGAGCGCAUGAAGGUUCACGGCGUUGAUCCUGAGGGCGAGGGUCUCAAGGAUUACGUUGAUGCAUUUGCCUACGCUGCUCCUCCCCACGGUGGCGGUGGUAUUGGUCUUGAGCGUGUUGUUAUGUUUUACCUUGGAUUGGGUAACAUUCGUCGCGCUUCCAUUUUCCCCCGUGACCCCAAGCGUCUCCGUCCUUGA